AUGGGAGAUAGUCUCCUGACGGGGACGGGGACGGGGAUUCCCCGAAACCUAUUAAAUGGGGAUGGGUUCGAGGAUGGGGACGGGGAUGGUAUUGUCAUACCCGGCCCUUAUCCGGCCCAAACCACCUGGAUAGGAAGGGGCUUGAUUUACGACAUGGGGCAAGUCGAAAUUGAUACCCUUUAUAUGUUGAUAUCUAGAUGUGAUCAGAUUAAGGGUCAUUCCCAAACCACCACCAACAUCAACAAGUUGUGUGAGGUUCUUGUCUUCAAGACCCUUGUAGAUAUGAAGAAGUUUCUUGAUGACAAUGGUGGUGUGGUUAAACAUUGCUGUGUUGAACGCUUGAUUAAACCUGGGGUCCAAACCUGGAUACUCAAAAGCGUGUGUGCCAUGGACCCUGUUAAAUGGAAUUCCUCCUUCAACAAAUGCAUCUUUCAGUUGAGACCUGACUAUGGAGCGAGUCCGUCCCCUUACAAGGAAGUUUGA
Molecule: messenger RNA, 483 nt
Organism: Prunus armeniaca (apricot)
Lineage: Eukaryota; Viridiplantae; Streptophyta; Magnoliopsida; Rosales; Rosaceae
Source: the annotation of a GenBank genome assembly